ACCGACCGGUGCGGACAGGAAGAGGCUCUGGGCUGGCACAUGUGUAUGGCGGCGAGGCGGGCUGGUACAUGGCGGGCUCUGUGGGACUGGAGUUGUGCGAACAGACGCUGGUGGUGCGGGGCGGCAGCCGAUUCCUGGCCACCUCCACAGCAAGCAGUGAUGAUGACAGCCUUUUCAUCUAUGACUGCAGUGCUGCAGAAAAGAAGUCACAAGAAAAUAAAGGGGAGGACGCGCCCUUGGACCAGGGGAGCGGUGCGAUUCUGGCGUCCACCUUCUCCAAGUCUGGCAGCUAUUUUGCUUUAACCGAUGACAGUAAGCGUCUGAUUCUUUUCCGUACAAAACCAUGGCAAUGUCUGAGUGUCAGGACCGUGGCAAGGAGGUGUACAGCCCUGACCUUCACAGCCUCGGAGGAGAAGGUCUUGGUGGCCGACAAGUCUGGAGACGUCUACUCCUUUUCAGUGCUGGAGCCACACAGGUGUGGCCGUCUAGAGCUGGGGCACCUGUCUAUGCUGUUAGAUGUGGCUGUGAGUCCUGACGACUGCUUCAUCCUCACUGCCGACCGGGACGAGAAGAUCCGAGUCAGCUGGGCGGCGGCGCCCCACAGCAUCGAGUCCUUCUGCUUGGGGCACACAGAGUUUGUGAGCCGCAUCUCCCUGGUGCCAACUCAGCCUGGGCUGCUUCUGUCCUCCUCUGGGGAUGGCACCCUGAGGCUCUGGGAGUACAGGAGCGGCCGCCAGCUGCACUGCUGUCACCUGGCCAGUCUGCAGGAGCUGGUGGACCCCCAGGCCCCCCAGAGGUUUGCCGCGUCCAGGAUUGCGUUCUGGUGCCAGGAGAACUGCGUGGCGCUCCUGUGCGACGGCACUCCUGUGGUCUACAUCUUCCAGCUGGAUGCCCACAGACAGCAGUUGGUGUACAGGCAGCAGCUGGCAUUCCAGCACCAAGUGUGGGACGUGGCUUUCGAGGAGACCCAGGGGCUGUGGGUGCUCCAGCACUGCCAGGAAGCCCCCCUGGUGCUCUAUAGGCCUGUGGGCGACCAGUGGCAGUCUGUUCCUGAGAGCGCCGUGUUAAAGAAAGUCUCUGGUGUUCUUCGUGGGAACUGGGCCAUGCUGGAAGGCUCUGCUGGCGCAGACGCCAGCUUCAGCAGUCUCUACAAGGCCACGUUCGACAACAUGACGUCCUACCUGAAGAAGAAAGAGGAGAGACUGCAGCAGCAGCUAGAGAAGAAGAAGCGGCGCCGGAGUCCCCCGCCUGGGCCCAACGGGCAUGCCAAGAAGAUGAGGCCGGGGGAGGCGACGUUGAGUUGCUGAUUGUGGCGAGGGAUACCAGUCCUAUCAGAUGAGGGUCCCACCCUUAUGACCUCAUGGAACCUUCCUUAUUUACCUCCUAAAAGCCCUGUCUCCAAAUGUAGUCAAUAUUUGAAUGUUGGGGCAUACAACUUGGUCCAUCGUGCCCAGCUGGGCCCUGCCACCCUGCCAUCCUAUGCUGGUCUGCCAUCCUGGCCCCUCCACCACCUGGACUCCGACACCUACUCCAGGCCUGUGAUGCUGCCCCUCCUGCUGCUGCUGCCCUUCACACCACUGGGACUCCACCAUCACCGUGCUCAGUCUAAUAGAUUUUAGACUAAAUUAUUAAGGAAGGGAAAGGAGGAGAGAGUGAGGAAGGAGAAGGAAGAGGAAUGGAAAAAGUUGAAAAUUUAUUAACUUUUUGAAUUUAGGUUUUACAUAUUUUAAAACGUUUACUUAGUGGCUCAUAGGUUCAAAGUUUGUUUGCCUUUCCUAAAAAAUUCUUCCUUUUACUACUAAGCCAGGACCCUCCUUAUCCCUAAUAAAGCUGUUUGUCUCAAAGUCACUUUUGUGUGAUAUCAAAAUUGUGACAACAGCUUUGCUUUAGUAUUUUCUUGGUAUAUUUUCCCCAACUCUUUUCUUAGUCCUUCUUUUUUUCAUUAUAUUUUAGGUAUGUCUCUUGUAAACAGCAGAUGGCUGGAUUUUUUUCUUUUACUUUAAGAAGUCUGUCUUUUAACUGACUAGAUUAUAUAUUUAUGUGAAAUAGAAUUCUAGUGUAUUUUGACUCAGUUUUCCCAACUUGUUUUGUGUUUUCUUUUUACUGCAUCCACUUUUCAACUGGCAUCAACCCCCUUCUUUUGGGUUGGUUGUGUUUUACCUGCCUCCUCCUCUUUUCCUCACCCCACUGGUUUGCAAGUUAUACAUUUGAUUUCUUUUCUUUCAGUGCCAUGCUCUGAUAAAAUAAAGGACAUUUAUUACAGAAAAAAACCCCAUAGUGCAACAACUACCUCUUCCUGGUGAUGAGUAAGCACUCAGUGACAUGGAGCCCGGAUUUGCUCUUAGAUAAGGAGGGAUAGAGACCCUCUGGAAGGGCUGUGGGGAUGCAGCAGUGGGGUGGCUAGGCUCAGCAUUGAGGAGCCCUCAUAACUCAUGCUCAUUCCCUGCACACAGUGAGGACUGUGGAAGCAUUUCUUCUGCUUCUCCUAAAGUGGGCCCUGGAAACCGAGCUGUGGCUGAUAGAUUGGCUUGUUGGGGGUAUCCAGGGAGUGCGUGGGAGAUGUGAACCAACAGACUUGAUGAUUGUUUCUCAAGCACAAUCUUCCUGGGGAAAAGAGAAUAAAGAGCUCAGACAGUGAGAUCCCAAUAAAAUGAAGAUGGGAAUUUAUUGUUGAGGAAAAUAACCUGCUAUAUUUGAAUGCUUGUCCUUUCCAAAACCCUUGUAGAAAUUGAUCCCCAAUGUAGAGAUUAAGUUUAAGAAGUGAUUGGGGCCAGGGGCAGUGUCUCACACCUGCAAUCCCAGCACUUUUGGAGGCCAAGGCCAGUGGAUCACCUGAGGUCAGGAGUUUGAGACCAGCAUGGCCAAUGUGGUGAAACCCCGUCUCUACUAAAAAUACAAAAAUUAGCUGGGCGUGGUGGCAGGUGCCUGUAAUCCCAGCUACUCGGGAGGUUGAGGCAGGAGAAUUGCUUGUACUUGGGAGGAGGAGGUUGUAGUGAGCCCGAGAUUGCGCCACUGCACUCCAGCUUGGGCGACAGAGCAAGACUCCGUCUCAAAAAAAAAAAAAAAAAAAAGUGGUUUUGUUCUGAGGGCUCUGCUCUCAUGAAUGCAUUAGUCCAUUAAUGGGUUAAUGGGUAAAUGAGUAACGGGUUAUCAUGGUGGUGGCAUUAGUGGCUUUAUAAGAGGAGAAAGAGAGACCUAGGCUAGCAUGCUUAGCCCCUCACAUGAUACUCUGUGCUGCAGAGAGUCCCCACCAGCCAGAAGGCCCUCAUCAGAUGUGGUGCCUUAACCUUAGAUUUCUUAGCCUCCAUAAUGGAAGAAAUAAAUUCCCUUUUUUUACAAAUGACCCAGCUUCAGGAAUUCUGUUAUAAGCAACAGAAAAUGGACAAAGACAAUAGCAUUAUUUAGUGAGAUAAAUUCACAGCAGUGUGUAGUAAAAUGAAUGUUUCUCCUUGGUGAUGGAAUCCUAAUUUUAGAAAAUUGUGUUUUGAAGUGUGAGGGGAAAUAUUGUGCCUUAUCCUCCUUCCUGUCAUGCAGUCAUAAUGGCUGGUGCUUCAGCAACCACUUUGGCCCAUAAGGUACUUCACAAAGGAUGGCAGAGCAGGAAAAUGGUUACUUAGUAAGCAGGUAUAGAAACUUCUUGUGUGCCAGGACUCGCCCUUAGUGUUUUAAAAAUAUUAACCCAUUUUGUCCUCAUAGCAACCACAUGAGGUAAUAAGGUCUACUGUUCUCAAGUCCAUCCCUAUAUUAGUCCUUUCUUGCAUUGCUAUAAAGAAAUAACUGAGGCAGGGCACCACAGUGGCUCACGUCCGUAGUGCUAGCACUUUGGGAGGCUGAGGUGGGUGGACUGCCUGAGUUCAGUUCAAGACAAGCCAGGGCAACAGGGUGAAACCCUGUCUCUACUAAAAUACAAAAAAUUAGCCGGGUGUGGUGGUGGGUGCCUGUAAUCCCAGCUACUUGGGUGGCUGAGACAGUAGAAUCGUUUGAACCCAGGAGGUGAAGCUUGCAGUGAACUCAGAUCACGCCAUUGCAUUCCAGCCUGGGCGACAGAGCGAGACUCCAUCUCAAAAAAGAAAAAAAAAAAAAUCCCCAAAACCCCAAAAAUUAGCUGGGUGUGAUGGUGUGCACCUGUAGUCCCAGCUACUCAGGAGGCUGAGGCAGGAGAAUCGCUUGAACCCAGGAGGCAGAGGUUGCAGUGAGCUGAGAUAGCACCAUUGAACUCCAGCCGGUGUCACAAGAGCAAAACUCUGUCUCAAAAAAAAAAUUAAAUAAUAGAUACUGCAUUAUUUGGGUAUUUUCCAAUAAAUAUAUAUUGUAGGAAAACAUUUUUGCUAAAAAAAACUGUGUCCUUUUUAGAAAAAGUGAACAAGUUUUGUCUAAUUCAAAAUUUAUUUAAAGGUUAUGUAUACAACAGGGUAAAAGGAAUCAGGAAAUAAAAACAGAGAUAAAGUUAUAAAAAUAAAGAGUUUUUUUGGUCAUAAGAAAGCUUAAAGAGAAUUUUAUAUGAGAAAUAAUUUUUUAUGGUAAAUAAAAAUAAAAUGACUGGUUGUUUAAGAAAGAGGAAUAUUCAGGACAAAACAGAAAGGCCAAGCAUGUCAUGAACAGUUGGUGUAAGUCACAAUAAGAGGAUGUAUAUAUAUUUAAAAAACCUGAAACUUUAAUAUGAUCAAGUUGUCAUAUUAAGUUUUGGUUUGCUUAGGAAAAAAAACUGGGAUAAAAAUUUUUUAAAUUAAGUUUAUUACAUCCACGUAUCUUCCUGUAUGUGCUUUUAAAGUCCUUGUGACACUGAAUUACAGGGCUUUGACUCCUGGGUCUAAAAAGGACACCUAGUCCUGCUAACUCUGAAACAUUGACAGCAAUUGAAGCCUCAUCUACAGGCCCGUAGAAGAUGCCAGUUAAAAUAAACUCAUUCCUGAGACACAGAGUAAAAAAUUAAAGCUGUUCAACUCCUCAAGGCCCAGAGACUAUUGUGGAAGAGGUGGGUGCAUGAGAUUGUAAGAGCCAAUUUUGAAAGAUAAAAUAAGUCCAAUUUAUCUAUAAAUUAAUCAUUAAUGUCAAAGGUACACUGAUGCAAGAUAAGCAUUUGGGCCCCUGUGUCAGAUUAACAAGGUUUUCUUGAAGCAUUAACUGGCUCUUUAAUAAAGGUUAUAAAGGGUAUAAAAGGCAUACAGAAACUAUAUCUUAUGAUCAAGAUUAAAAUUUUAUAGAUUGUUUAUAAAAUUUUGAACAACAAAUUUAAUUAGAUUCAUGCUGUUUUUAUUAGGGCUUGUUUGGAAAAUUAAGUCUCCUCUCAAAGAAUAAAGGUUUUCACCUUUUUUCUGAAAUCCUUGUUAUCACUUUGGUUAAGUGAAUGACUUAUUUUAUUUUUAUUGAAAUGGAGUCUUGCUCUGUCGCCCAGGCUGGAGUGCAGUGGUGCAAUCUCAGCUUACUGCAACCUCCACCUCCUGGGUUCGAGCGAUUCUCCUGCCUCAACCUCCGAGUAGCUGGGACUACAGGUGUCCACCACCACACCAAGCUACUUUCUGUAUUUUUGGUAGAGAUGGGGUUUCACCUUGUUGGCCAGGCUGGUCUUGAACUCCUGACCUUGGGUGAUCUGCCCACCUCAGCCUCCCAAAGUUCUGGGAUUACAGGCAUGAAAUACCAUGCCCAGCAUGAAUGACUUAUAAUGACCUGGGAUCCUACUUUGUGAUAUCAGGUGUCUUAAACCUUUCAUAUUUGACAAACUUUCCAAAAUCAAAUGGUAAAUUAUGUCUUUUUCUGACCUAAUUAAUCUUUUAAGAUAUUAGGUUCCCUAAAGCCCAAACAAUGACAUAAUUUGGCUUAUUUAGUACAAAAAUUAUACAGGAAGCAUUGUCAAAUAUGAAAUGGUGUUGGGUUUUCUUUGGGCUGUAUUUGUAUGUUAUUGGUAUGUGUUCCAAAAUUUUGGGAAACUCCUAUAAUUCUGAUAUAACUUAGUGUACAUUAUCAGAAAUAAUCAUAAUUGUUAUGUUAAAAUUAUUGUGUGCCAUAGAGGUAACAAGUUUCUUUGUCAAUUGUGUCUUUGACUAUGGCUGUCCUAAAAUUUUUUGUCAUUCAUGAACAAUUGUUGUCUUAUUUUGGUCCUAUUUAGAUGAUGGUUUUAUAAUCAGCUAUAAAACUAACAGGUGCUCUUGAAUGCAGGUUUCUGAUAACUUUGGAGAUUGUGACAUCAGAAUAGAAGAAAAGCUUUCAGGACUCAUGGAGAGCUAAAAUGUUCACGAGUAUCAGUCAGAACAGGAAUUACCUGUAUGGACUGAACUAAUCUUUUUGACUUUUUGCUUAAAAUGUUUGCUGAUCCUUUGUUUUGUUUUUCAGAGUCUUAAGACUUUUCUUUUAAACUAUUGACAGCUUUUAACAAUUUAGUAUACUUUUAACAAUUUGGUAUACUCAUUACAGAAAAUAAUGUUUUCAAAUUGUUUUCCUUCUUUUUUUCAAUUUUUUUCUAAUUUGGAGUCACUGAAAACUAAGCUGUGCUUUCUUAAAGCCCUGUGAACUGAAACCGGACAACUUAAACUUCAGAAGAAAAUAACAGCAACGUAUUUACAUACAUAAGCCACUUUCAUACCUGCCUACUGAUGUGUAGACUAAUGUGGCCUAUAUCAAUUUUUCAGGAUUGCUCUUUUGUUUGUUGUUGUUUUUCUCCCUUCCUCCCCCUAUUUUCUCUUCACAGGAUGUGAGACUUCACAACCUGCUGAAAAGGAGCUUUUGGGACCUACCCAUCUAGGAAUAAACUGUCCUAGCCAGAAGAAAUAAUAUAAAACCUAAGAUCAGAGAUUCAUUUUCUUCUAAACUGCUUUCUCCAAAAGAUUUUAAAGAAGAAAAGGGGGGAAAUGUGAAAGGAAAAUAUCUUGGGCCCCCAAAAUCCCCAAAAACUAAAAGGAAAAUUCAAGCUGGAAACUGCUCAGUGCAAACCUACCUUUCAUUGUAUUCAAAGUCACCCCUUUGCUCUCUGAAAUAGAUGCAUAUCUGAUUGCCUCCUUUGGAAAGGCUUAUCAGAAACUCAAAAUAAUGCAACCAUUUGUCUCUCACCUACCUGUGACAUGGAAGUGUUUGAAAUGCUUGCUCCCGGUGCCAUAAAGAAAUAGCACUUGGACAUAAAUUUAAUGUAUUUAGUAAGGCCAUUUUUACUUCCUGUGGAAAAGGUACACUCGCCAGUACACUGAACAAAGGAGACAGGGGUCAUUUAUAACCUGACGCAUCCACCCUACUGUUGUGUCCGGUUUCCAUUGGCUGGAACAGGACCUCACAUUCUGUAUUUGUCCCGAUUGGCUAGCAACUUAGAACUUUUUAAAAGAGGCAAAGGUAGAGGGGAACAAAGGAAGGAGGAAGUAACUUGUGGAAUGCUGAGAAAGGUAAAAAAACUUUUAAAUAAGGAAGAGGAACAGGCUAUGACCUAAUGCUUGCUUGGACCAGUGUAAGCAUGCCAGGGCAAAUAUUUAGGAGCAUAAGUCUUUGAAUAAAUUUUGCUUCUAAGACAAGUUACUAUUUAUUCCUAAUUAGAUGGGGAGGAAAGUCUUUGAAGAGGAACCUCUACUUUUACUUUUUACAGGUAAAAGCCUUUCCGGGUAGAACCAGUGUACUUCUUACAUAUAUUGAUUAAUGUCUUAUGUUUCCCUACAAUGUAUAAAACCAAGCUGUGCCCUGACCACCGUGGGCACAUGUCAUCAGGACUUCCUGAGGCUGUGUCACGGGCGUGUGUCCUUAACUUUGGCAAAUAAA
Messenger RNA from Pongo pygmaeus (Bornean orangutan), 7734 nucleotides. It is a transcript of the gene WDR4, whose product is annotated as WDR4 tRNA N7-guanosine methyltransferase non-catalytic subunit. Gene Ontology annotation, biological process: RNA (guanine-N7)-methylation; tRNA modification. The transcript has 12 exons. Gene Ontology annotation, molecular function: protein binding. Bases 69 to 1307 code for a protein of 412 amino acids. The record is from RefSeq and is a predicted model, not a curated record. NCBI's taxonomy places the organism in Eukaryota, Metazoa, Chordata, Mammalia, Primates, Hominidae. Gene Ontology annotation, cellular component: tRNA methyltransferase complex; nucleus; cytosol.